Molecule: messenger RNA, 1812 nt
Organism: Cladocopium goreaui
Lineage: Eukaryota; Dinophyceae; Suessiales; Symbiodiniaceae
Source: the annotation of a GenBank genome assembly
AUGGGCUUCCGUCUCUCCAUUUUCCUGUUUGUCAGCCUCAUCCACCAGACAAGGAGCAGAGAUAACUCGCCCCUGCACUGCUGCUUUGCACCGACGAACCGACCGGUGGUGCUUGCUUGCGACCAAUAUCAGGACGACUUCAUUAAGGAAGUGCCCUUCGCCUAUUUUGGGGUUGUUCCCUUUGAACGACGCAUUUGUGGCUCCGAUCAACCGAGAGGCUACUCCAACAGCAGUCUUGGAGAUGGCUCCCCUGGUGGAGUGCAUAUCCAGCAUCAUCUCAGUAGCAAUUGUGUGAAAAAAAAGACCUGCGAGGUGCAUUGGUCGGAUUUCAGCCACCUCUGUUCCGAGUGCAGCGAGUUGUUGGUGCGAUGGGUCUGCGCCUCCGACGCGGCGCCCUCCGGUGGAGCCCGGAACCAAGCGGUCUUCGGGCCCUUGAGGGCCAGCGGCAGCCAGCUCCUGGAUGCCACCGGCAAAGAGGUGAGGCUUCAGGGCAUCAACUGGCCUGGGCUGCACAUCACCCACGUCCCCAGUGGUUUGGAUCGAACACCUUUGAUGUCCAUGGCACUGCGAAUCAAAGCCUUGGGCUUCAACGUGGUGCGACUCACAUGGGAUACCAACACGGUGCGAUCCAACCCAGUGGUGUCCACUCGCUUGGUGGCGGCCAACCCUCAGCUGGUGGGCCGCAGGGCUUUGGAGGUCAUGGAGGAAGUGAUCAAGGCACUGGAAGUCGUUGGCCUGGCAGUUUGGCUGGACAACCACAUGUUGGACACGGAUUGGUGCUGCAGUGAUAACGACUGCAACGGUUUUUGGUUCAAUGCUCAUCAUCCUGAAGAGCAUUGGGUGGAUGCUUGGCGGAAAGUUGCCAAGAUGAGCCUUCCAUACAAAGCGGUGCUAGGUGCUGGGCUCAAAAACGAGAUCCGCGCGAUGAUCUCUGGCAAGAGUUGGGGCUCUGGGGCAUUUUGCAGCGCCGGUUUUUUCGACCGAGGACAUGUGGAAAACAUCACCAACUUCACAGCUGCCACCUGGUCCUCCGGUCCCUCCUCCCUGCAGUGGCGUGCUGCCGCAGAGCGGGCAGGGUAUGCCAUUCUUGAGGAGAACCCAAAUUUGCUGAUCUCCAUUGGUGGCUUGGACUACUCCUCAGACCUACGGGAACUCAAAGAGCUUCCCAACCUGCCCAAAGAGAGGAUCGUCUAUGAGGCGCAUUCCUAUCCCUGGCAAAAAGUCACCAAGGUGGUGAAUGUGGCUCUGCCGGGCGCCAUUCCGGGCAAUGCAUCUGGGAAAACUCAUCCUGGGUCCCUGGAUGAUGUUUGGCAGACCUGCACCACCCUAGGCGACGCCUGUGCAGGCAUCACCUGCACUGGCACGGACCAUUGCUACGCACGACGCGGGACACCGGACGGGCCGCUGCGCGGUGCGGAACCAGCCCAUGGGCACUUUAGCAAAAUCAAUCGCUUCAGGACUGAUCGCAGCGACUUUUCUGCGCAAACUGAUGCAUGGUGGGGAUUUCUGGUUAAGGAGAAUGCCGUGCCAGUGAUUCUGACUGAGUUUGGAAUGUCUCAGGACUGGCAGGGUGAUGCAACGGCCGCGCUCUGGUUCUCUCAGAUUUCGGAGUACAUUAAAUCCGCAAAGAAAGGAGGACUUGAUUGGAUGUACUGGACCUUGAUUGGGGAGCAGGAAGGAGGGACCUCCCGCCACGCCGGGCAGACCGAGAGCUUUGGAGUGCUGAACCACUGCAACACGGCCCCUGCUGCCACGGCGCACGUUGAGGCCAUUCAGGCGCUGAUGUCAACGAAGGAGGCGUGGCUCGUGUGA